Molecule: messenger RNA, 786 nt
Organism: Guyanagaster necrorhizus
Lineage: Eukaryota; Fungi; Basidiomycota; Agaricomycetes; Agaricales; Physalacriaceae
Exons: 3
Coding region: 118-756 (212 amino acids)
Source: RefSeq, a predicted model, not a curated record
GUUUCACGUUUGCCGUCGGACCGAUUAUUUUCUUUGUGUCCCAGUUAACCAUUUGCGACGCGUCCACUACUAAAGUAUACGUGUAAAUUGUAAUUCAUAAUACAUAAUCCGUUAUCGAUGAUGCGAAAUUCCCUUCUCUCUCGCGGAGAAGAUCCCCUUCGUCUUCUUUAUCAUCACCUCAAUGUUCAGAUGAUUUCGCCGCCACCCUUAAAUCCUGCCAAUCUUCCUGCUACCAUCGAUAUGAAGGCCCUAAGCGAGAAUAAUCUCCCUACACACCUUCUCGUGUUAUUCCCUCCCAGGCGACCACCAAUGCUCAUCCCAAUAGACGCUGACCGUUAUAAUCACGGGUUCCGAGCUGAACUCGUAUCGCUCUCAUCUACGCACCCAGCGCCAUACCGGUCUGCAUCCAACGAACUGCGUAUAGCACUACCUCUUACUUCCCCGGUUACAAUCGUACCCCACACUCCUUCUCUUGCGCUCCUUCUCCUCUUCGGCAUGGGCCUAGAAACAUACCAUAACGACUUGGCGUAUCGUAUGCUUCCAGCUUCGGUCGUGGAUGAGUUCCCGAACGCCGCGGCCAUGGCACAAGUCAUGAGCCUUUUUGGUGACGAAGAAUUUGACAGACGGUUACAAUUUAAUAUGGGACUCUGGAGGAACAUAUUGGGUUUGGGUAUCAGGGAUACCAAAAUCGCGGAAUUGGUGCGCACAGCCGUAGGGGUCACCUCAGAAGCGAGGAAAUUAAGGGCGCGUGGAUGAGCAUACUAAAGUGCCUUUCCCUUCAUUGUU